Fusarium subglutinans is the source of this 2334-nucleotide messenger RNA. Its product is annotated as serine threonine kinase. Gene Ontology annotation, biological process: peptidyl-threonine phosphorylation; peptidyl-serine phosphorylation. The coding region runs from base 1 to 2334 and encodes 777 amino acids. The record is from RefSeq and is a predicted model, not a curated record. The transcript has 5 exons. Gene Ontology annotation, molecular function: protein serine/threonine kinase activity; ATP binding. NCBI's taxonomy places the organism in Eukaryota, Fungi, Ascomycota, Sordariomycetes, Hypocreales, Nectriaceae.
AUGGUUGCGACACCCUGGACCCUACUUCGUCUCAUGGAUGAGUGCGAGAAUGCGGAGAACGAGAAUUCCAGCGAUGAAGUCUUCAUCCCCACUACUACGAUCGAAUUGCUGACAUCGGAAGAGUGCGUCAGUGACAUCCUCAAGGAACGAAACUGUCCAAAUCAGGAUGCCUUGAAGAAACGGAUCUAUGAUGAAAAAUGCCCUGCGAAGAUUAUCUUUCUCAUCUUGGCUCGAGCUGGCAAGCUAGAUCAUCUUCGAUGGACGCGCGAAGGGUACAGAUUCAAAAGUGUGAAAGAUUCAAACUGGACCACUGCUCCCUUUGGAGCAGGAAUUGACUAUAACGAUGUCGACUAUUUCAUACAGAAGCAAUGGCCAUUCUUAGCCCCUAUCUUUGAGAAAGGAUUCGAAUAUGUGCUACAACAAAAGGUUCCUUUACCGUUGGUCAAGAAAGGCACUCCUAUUGUCUCAGGUUUUAGUUCCGUUUCCAAGAUAGAGAUGCACCCUGCCCACGUCCCAGAGCAGACAGAACACUUAAUGGCCAUGAAGCAGAUGGAGCUGGAGAGUGAAGAUCAGAUCAAGUAUGUCAAAAAGGAGAUGACUAACGUGAAGUCCCUUCGAUUGCUCCAUCACGACCAUCUUGUCAAAGCAAUUCUCGCCUGCACUAGAGGAAAGCAUGCCUUUUUCUUCCCAUGGGCGAAGGGGAGAGAACUGUAUAAAUUCUUGAAAACCAAUUCGGCUCAGGGCAUGGCUGCUAUCAUAUGGAUGCUGGAUCAAAUGAUCGGACUCUCUAGCGCCUUAAGUCUAUUGGCAGACAAAGGAUAUCGGCACGGUGACCUCAAGCCUGCCAACAUCCUAGUGUUCCCUGAAAAAUCUGGUAGUGGCCGCCUAAAGAUAACAGACGUUGGGCUCUCGAAGCUUCAUAUCCUGGCAACAAGCAGGCGACUAAACGGCACGACUGCCAAGGCUACCACGAGGCGAUACAGCCCCCCAGAAUUUGACCUCUUGUUUGAUGAUGAUGGGGAGCCAGCAGAAGACUCCGAUGACAUCAAGCUAUCACGCAAGUUCGACAUUUGGUCUCUCGGCUGUGUCUUCAUCGAGUUUCUCUUCUGGGCCAAACUGGGCCCGCAAAAGUACAAGGACUUCGACCGGUCUAUGAAAAGGGACCGACGUUUCUGGGACUCUGCACAGGAAGACCUUGACAUCAAGGUUAAAGAGCGAAUACAGAGCUUGCAGGGUGAAAUUAAGGACACAACAGGUGACAAGGUCAUCCAACGAAUUCUUACCUUGGUUAUAGAGCAAAUGCUCCUCUUCAGCAGCGAUGAUCUCAGUAGUGCUUCGGAUAUCCACAAGGAAUUGCAAGAUAUAAAAGAUAGUUACAGUGAGUAUCUCAAACCGAGUAACGUGAUUGAUUUGCCUCUAGGCCUGACUGCCGAGCAGGCCGCCGAGUCCGACCCUCGUCAAAAUGGUCAGGGUCCACCAGACGGAAGCAACGCCAUGAGUCGAAGCGCUCAUGAGCUAUCUGGUAUCCAAAACAAGGGCUUAAGUACUAAAGCUAUCCCUUCGGGGAAUACCGCUGCUAUGGCCCAAAGCGCCAAGCUACUUAACCAAUGGACGGUCAGCCCAGACAACGAGUUUGCACAGAAAUUCUUCUCCGAGACUCCCCGGUCCAUACCAUCAGACAGAGGUCAACUGUGUGACUCGUGUUCAAGGCUUCGAAUCUGGGAGCCCAAUGCUACAAUAUCUGGCAUAACGAGGGACUUUGGCUCUCCUGCGUCGGCAUGUGACUUGUGCAAUCUUCUAUACGCCGUCUCGCAAAAGAUUGGCCUUCAGGAAGAUCAGGAAUUACAAUGCGUUAGGAACGGCCCUACACUCAACUUAGAUGGGCGCGACGGCCCGCCAAUCCUGUCUCUGUUCUCCGAUCCCGCCUUCAAUGACCAUGAUCUUGGAUCAGUUCAAGUGGGAUAUCCAACUUUGUCCCCCCCAGAAAGUCCUGAGCGGUAUCGUCUAUUCCAAGAGCGGCUCCAUGUAUGCGAUAAUGAGCACGGCCAUUCACGAGACGCAUCUUCUCUCGACUGUGCUGUCCUGAUGCCCACUAGACUGAUUCAUGUGGGUGAGUCGAGUGAACACUUGGAGGAUAUCAAAGAUUCUGGCUUUCUACGUUAUCUUGCUCUUAGUCACUGCUGGGGAGGCAGCGCGAGCUUGUCUACCUUGACUAAAAACAUCGAUCAAUUUCGCAACGAGAUACCGCAUGAACAGCUGCCGCUUAACUUCCAGGAAGCCAUCAAAGUCACGAGAGCACUAAAGAUCUCGUACUUGUGGAUAGCUAUGGGAUAA